AUGCCUUCGCGCUCUCGCCCAGGUCCUCCCGAGGUCGAGGAAGACUCGGGGCUUCGAAGCCUGUCCUUCAAUCAGCCGCUUUCAUGGCGCGUGGGGCGAUCUGCCAUCCCCAUUGCGGAUCUCCUCGAACGUCUCCAGACGCUGGCGCAGGAGCUCCGCAAACUCGACCAGGAGGAAAUUGAUAAGGAAUCGCUACGGAAGGUGUCUCAGGAACUCGCUAGUGGCAACUUGCUCGCCCAUAAGGAUAAGGGUGUCAGAGCCUGGGCCACGUGCUGCAUCGUCGAUGUAUUGCGACUAUGCGCACCUGACGCGCCUUUCACGCGCAAUCAGCUUAAGGAUAUCUUCACAUGUAUCGUGUCCUCGAUUAUCCCCGCGCUGGCCGAUCCAUCCAACGCCUACAAUGCGCAGCAUAUUUACGUUCUGGGAUCGCUCGCUGAAGUCAAGAGUGUGGUUCUGAUGGUUGACCUUGAUCACCCGGACUCGCUCAUUGUUCCGUUGUUCACGGGCUGCUUCGAUAUCGUUUCGGGAUCUUCGAAGGCUUCCACCGGUGAGGAGGUGGCUAAGAAUGUCGAGUUUGAUAUGACUCGAGUUCUUGUCACCGUGAUCGAUGAGUCGCUGGUUCUGUCCCCCGAGGUGGUGGACGUUAUCGUCGCUCAGUUCCUCCGAGUCGAUCCGCGAGUGAUGGACAACUCCAACAAAAAGGGUAAGCGGCCAGACGCGCCACUCGAUGCUAAGCAGGACACUCUUCUCUUGAAAGACUACCCCGCCGCUUAUAACAUGGCCAAGGCUAUCUGCCAGGCCUGCCCGGAACGAAUGACCAGCCACAUCAGCCAGUACUUUAACAACGUCAUCAUCGAUGCCUCCGUGCCGGCCGGUCACACAAAUGGCUCCAAACAUAGCCGGAAACCCAAUCUCGAAGAAUCCGAUGAGGAGGGUGAGGAUAUCAAAGAACUGAGCAAGGCGCACCGUCUCAUCCGUGAGCUUUGGCGUGCUUGCCCAGAGGUCCUGCAAAAUGUCAUUCCGCAGAUUGAAGCAGAGUUGUCCGCAGAAUCAGUGGCCUUGCGUUUAUUAGCUACACAGACCAUUGGAGACCUCGCAGCCGGAAUUGGUGUUGCUGGUCCCCCACCACCUCCUCCCAUGGACCCGACGACCUACCCGCCGGUGUCUCUAGUUGAUUACGACAAGACAAUUCCCCAGCCCAACAUUCUAUUGACUCCCGUGUCCCCCAAGCCCUUCUCGCAGGUUCAUAACUCGGCCUAUGAAGCCUUCCUCAGUCGUCGUCUCGAUAAAACACCAUCAGUUCGUGCUGCUUGGGUCACUGUUGUUGGCCGAAUUCUUCUCACUUCAGCCGGAGGCUCAGGACUUCACGAAAGUGAAGAACGCAGUCUUGUCAGAAACCUUGCUUCGAUGCUCCGCGAUGUUGAUGAGAAGGUUCGUGUGGCUGCGGUGGAUACCGUCGGGCAAUUUGGGCUAUCUCAAAUUGUUCACAAGCUGAGUGUGGAUGGUGGUUGCUCCUCAUCCGAUUCAGUUCUUGCAAUUCUUGCCGAGCGAGUGAAGGAUCGCAAGCCACAUGUUCGUGAACAUGCCAUGAAGAUUUUGGCUCGCAUGUGGGCAGUAGCUGCUGGUGACAUCGAGCAAAAUACCGAGCCUGUUGUAUCCCUUCUCAAGGAUGCACCAUCUAAGAUCUUUGAUGCAUUCUAUACUAAUGAUCAAGAAAUCCACGUUUUGAUUGACCGGGUUUUGUUUGAAAUCCUUCUACCACUUUCUUAUCCCCCCAUCAAAUCGAAACUUACUCGAGGUGCCUCGAACCAAUCACAGAAACAAAAGGAGAGCCACCCAUCAGAACCCGAGCAAGAGACAGAUGUUGACAAGAUCCGUGUUCGUCGAAUUCUCACCCUACUCCGAGGGUUGGAUGAAAAGGCGAGACGAGUUUUCUUUGUUAUGCUGGCCCGUCAAUUGUCGAUGAGGUCGGCUGUAACGCUCUAUCUAGAGGCCUGUGAGAAGUACAAUGGCGGCGUUGUCGACAAAGACGAAGAACAAGUUAAGACUAAACUGUCCAAGAUUAUUGAAUCUUUAUCCAAAACAUUCCCAGAUGCUUCGCGCGCAUCAGCAGAUCUGUGGAAGUUUGCCAAGGUGCAUGAUCGACGAAGCUAUCAGUUAGUGCGUUUCUCCAUGGCUGCUGUGAGUGAUUAUCGCACUGUGGUCAAGGCUACGAGAGAACUUCAACGGCGUGUUCAGACUGCAAACAACUCUCCUCUACUGGAAACUCUGACUCCUCUUAUAUAUCGCUGCGGGUCUUUGAUCUUCAACAGGAGCCACAUCCCCGCGAUUAUGAGCCUUUCUCGGACAGAUGAGAACGGAUUGGCCAAUGCUGCUCAGGAGAUGUUGAAGCAAAUAUCUUCUCAGAAUCCCGAAGUCCUUGAGGCACAGGUCCAAGAGAUGUGCAAAGACCUCGAGGCCCAAGCCCCUAGCGCUUCUUCAACGGAAGAUGCCGCCACUGAUGAUAUCCUGAAGGCUUGUGCUGGCUUCGCUAAAAAGCUUCCUGCUAAACUCCCCAAAGAGCGCAAGUUCUUCCAGGCUCUGGCGAACUACGCUCUCUAUAGUUCAUCGCCGCAUGCCGCAAAGCACGCUGUCUCGAUUCUCAUGGCUACUGCUGAACGAAAAGAGAUGUAUGCAACAGACCUGGUGCAGAAGUGUGUCAAAAAUUGGACAUACGGAUCUGAUCACUUCCUCACUCGUUUGGCUACUUUGUCUCAGCUCAAUCUUCUUGCGCCAAGAGAAGCAGACGAAGAGAGCGAUGCUAUUAUUUCGAUUGCCAUCAACCAGAUCCUUCUUACCAAUCGAAACCCCGAGCCAGAUUCUGAAUAUACCUGGUCAGAAACGGUGGACGAUGAGACAAAGGCUAAAGAAUGGGCAUUGAAGAUUAUUGUCAACCGCCUUCGAGCUAAGGAUGGAGCAGAUGAUGAAGCGGAUUUCCGUGCACAUGCAAAGCCUGUCUACGAAACGCUGAACAAAUUAGUGGUCGGUGAAGGCGAGAUCUCUAAGAAGAAAGAUACCCCUGCAGGCCAAAAAUCGCGUCUGCGCCUCCUCGCUGCCAAGUCAUUGCUCAAACUCUGCGCCUCCAGCACUGUCUGUGACGGUUUGCUGACGCCAGCCGAUUUCAACACUGUUGCUUUAGUUGCCCAGGAUCCAAUCUUGCAGGUGCGAAGUGGAUUUGUCAAUCAUCUGAAGAAGAAGCUUGUGCAAAAGUCACACCUUAGCCACCGAUGGUACAUUGUACCCUGUUUGCUUGCUUUUGAGCCUGUUCAUAGUCUGAAAGAGAGCACCCUCACAUGGCUACGAUCCCGAGCGGCAUACUUCGCUCAACAGGCACAAGCCAGUGGCAAACGGACAGAACAGACUAUGGUCAUGGAAUUGAUCUUCUCUCGUCUCUUGUCUUUGCUUGCCUAUCACCCCGAUUACCCAUCUGAGGAUUUGGAUGAAGCAACAAAACUGGGUGAUUUAACCGACUUCUCUCAAUAUAUCCUCUUCUACCUUUCCGCAGUUGCCAAUGAACAUAACAUGUCAUUGAUCUUCCACGUCGGACAACGCGUCAAGCAGUUCCGCGAUGGCAUCACCAGAUCCGACGAGAUCUCUACUCGCCUCCACACCCUAUCUGAUCUGGCUCAAGCGACCAUUCGCCGUUUCGCAGAUAUCUACUCCCAACAACACAAAUUCGGUGGUGCCGCCGGUGCAACCAACAUCUUGCAAACCUAUCCUGGAAAGAUGGGCGUCCCCGGUUCCCUGUUCGCCUCGAUGGGUAGCCACCGCCAAGCUCAGGACGUCGCCGACAAGAACUUCCUCCCAGAUGAGUUGGAUGAUUUGCUAGACCGAGUCGUCCGAAAUGCAAUGAAGCCUAAAAAUAACUCUGGACACGGUGCGCAGGGCGGGUCAAUUAAAAAGCGAAAGCCAGAAUCUGUCGAUACCAACGGCAAGUCCCCUGCAUCCAAAAAGCCGCGCAAGGAGAAGUCCUCUCGUCCUGCACGCAAAUCCACAUCAUCGGUUGGUGCUAGCAAGCCGAAGCGGAAAUCGAGGAACGAUGAUGGAUGGUCUUCCGAUGGAGGUGCCAAAAAUGCCACACCUGCUGCUUCUCGUAGACGCAGCGGCAGAGGUGUUGCAAAGCAAGAAGUCAGCUAUAUCGACAAUGAUAGUGAUGAUGCCGACAUGGAGAUGGCAGAAUGGGACAAACCUGAUGAAAACGCCGAAGAUACCGCCGAGGAUGACGCAGAGGAAGAAAGUGAGAACGAAGUACAGGAAGAAGAUGAGCAAGAGCAGGCCGAGGAAGAGCCCGAGAUCAGCGAAAAGGAACCCACACCACCUCCAAAGAAACGAGGCGCAAAGGCCGCUGCUACGAAGAGCGAGGCAAAGAAACCCGAGGCAAAAAAGCCAACCAGCUUACCUUCGCGACGCUCCUCCCGUCGCGGAUAA
This is a messenger RNA of Penicillium paradoxum, 4467 nucleotides long. RefSeq names its product sister chromatid cohesion factor PDS5. Bases 1 to 4467 code for a protein of 1488 amino acids. Gene Ontology annotation, cellular component: chromatin; nucleus. Gene Ontology annotation, biological process: DNA repair; mitotic sister chromatid cohesion. The transcript is spliced from 2 exons. The record is from RefSeq and is a predicted model, not a curated record. Lineage: Eukaryota; Fungi; Ascomycota; Eurotiomycetes; Eurotiales; Aspergillaceae.